GUGGGCAGCACCAAGGAGCGCAAACAUCAUCACGGCAUACUGUACUCACGAUCAGAUCUUUAUUCCAGGCGUACAUUCUUCACACAUUUCGCAUCGACGCAUCUGCUGCUGCGUUCAAGGGGCACCGCGCUGCGGCAGCGUACGCUUCAAUCGAGACGAGGCCUCCUCGCUGGCCAACAUGCCACGCCAGAACAAAAUUCGACAGCGAGGAAAGAAGCACAAGAAGAGUGACGCAGAUGCAACCCUUGGCGAAGGCGGCCACUCGCGACAUGCCAAUGAUUCGCUAGCCUCCGCCCCGCUGCGGCAUGCCGAUGUGCAUGAGAGCCAGCCCGACGGCAGCGAGCAGCUCCCGGCGUGGAUGGGCAAUGGAGACGCCGGUCCAUCAGAGGUGGAUCCCAGAGCUCCAUUCGGCUACGUGGAAGCGGAUCUCAAAGCUUAUCUCAGGUCAGCAAUCUCUUCACUGACCGCGCUGUACGCUUCCACCUCGGUCGCCGAGCAUCGUCCAGGUUACGACCAGUACGCCGAGACAGAGGAUACCUCUUCUCAAGAGGAGCGCAUACAGCUGCGAGAUGCUGCACUCAAGGAGAUCAAUGGAAUCGAGCUAGCGGUAGCCACAGACCCGGACACUAGCCUCGUACUCGAGCUGCUGAUAGACACCAUGAGUGAGAAGCAGGUGCGGAUAUUUGCGGACCGAUUGGCAGGCAACUUGGGUGUCUUGGCUGGCCAUCGAUUCGGGUCGCAUGUGCUCCAGUCUACCUUUCGUGCAUUGCAGAGUGCGUGCACGAGCAAGGCUUCGUUGGGUCGCACAGGGAAGGCGAAGCUGGCGACGAGCGCUGACAACUCCCAAGGAGUCUUGAGAAGUGCGGGCACCUUGGUGGCAGAGAUGACUGCGGAGCUCUUGCCUGCGCUGGCGAGCCUCAUCCAUGACCAAUUUGGUACACAUAUAGUAAGGUCACUACUACUUGUCCUGUGCGGCAGACCUCUCGACGACUCUUUGCGGUCGAAGCGCAGUGCCGCUUAUCGAUCGAAAGGCGAUGUCGCGGAUCUCCGAUCUGCUUCCGAGCUCAGCAGCUCAGCGAGCCCUGUCUUUAAAGAGGAGCUGGACGACGUGAAACGUGCUCUACUCCAGGGCUUAGGCGCAAACGAGGUCAGAGCACUCUCGAUAUCACCGACUGCUAGCCCAACCCUUCAACUUCUGCUCGAUCUACACGAAGAUGUCGAUCAACCAGACGGCCCCGUCGAUCGCAUGUUCGAUGGGCUGCUCUCGAUGGCCGCGACAAGCUCCACCCCAUCCGAGCGCUCUGCGCAUGUUGAGGCUCUGCUACGAGACGUCGUGGGGUCACACCUGCUCCAGCAUGUUCUGGGGCUGCUAGGUCCUGCGGCCGUUCGCUUAUUCUGGAAGACGUAUGUCGAGGGAAGGAUAGGCAAGCUGGGAGUACACCCUUUGGCGAAUUUUGUCGUAGCGAGUGCAAUUAAGCGAUUGCCACUGGACAGCGCGGAAGAUCACUCCGAAUUCGAAAAAAUUUCGGACGAGAUUGCCGCAGCAGGACCAAAACUUGUUGGCGAAGCCAAGCUAGGUAUACUCACUUCUUUUAUCGAGCGAGUCGCCGUGCUUUCUCCUUCUGACUCUUCGGCACACGCUCAAGCACCUGUAUUGACCGCUCUCCAAACUAAUGCUGUCCUAAGUGUCGCCUCCAGCUUCGGGGUCGACGCUGACAAGAGAGAACAUCGGGCGUGGCUGGUGCCCGCUGUGCUGGCCAUCAAACCUAGGAAGGCUGUCAUCAAAGACCGCGAGAGGAUCAGAAAGAGACAAAUCAAAGAACAGACUACCGCCAAAGCUUCCGAACAAGCUGUGGGAACUGGGGAGACAGCGGCUGAGAGCGAAGCUGAAGGGAGCGCAAAGGUGUCGAGGGAAGAAGAGCAGUCCGAAAAGGGCGUCGGAAAGUUGGCCUGGCAGCGAGACGAAGAGCUGCAAGAUUCUGACGUCAAGAUACAAGGCUCUGUGCUACUACAGUCCAUUGCUAGCUUAUGCUCACCAGCGAAGAGCAUCCUCUACGAAAGCUUGAUCGCCUUGCCAAGCUCGCUUCCGCUUGCCAAGUCUACAACCGCUAGCUUUCUGUUGACCGCAGUGCUCACAAGCGAAUCGGCAUCUUUCAAACAACGCAAGGACCUCAUCGCGUGGAUGCAAGCGGAUUUACACCUGCUUGCCGAUGCUGCGCCGCGCGUAGCCUACACGCUCUGGGACAAAAGCGACGGGUUCACAAAGGAACGCCAUGCGCGCUUUCUGCUUUCCAGGGAAAAGUUUCUGCUUGCUUCUCCCCGCGGUCGAGUCUUUUUGAAGCGCAGCGUCAACUUGGGCCUCUUUCGCCGAAGCGUAGGGGAAUGGAAAAAGUGGCUGGCAGAGCAAGCGCAGCAGUCUGCUGCCUCUGCGCAAGCUGGUGCGGACGACGCACAAGCAGGCGCGAUUGUCAAGAAACGCAAAGGCACAGACUCAUCAAAGGCUGAAGAGGAAGACGGCACAGUUGAGACGUCUGCGCUACCCAGCGAGACAACCAAGAGCGGCAAAGCUGCAAAGCGCUCCAAGAAAGUCAAGAGGGACACGGAGCUGGAAUUGGACGCGAUCCUUGCUGGAGUGCGAUGAAGCCUGACACGAAGCGCUUCUGCGACGGCGCCCGGCCGCUGCGAUACCUGUACUGAAUAUGUAGAUGCGUACGCAAGCUCGUCAGACCUCUGCUGUGUAUGCAGGCAUCAAUCUUGAAAGUGGU
Messenger RNA from Ceraceosorus guamensis, 2765 nucleotides. Its product is annotated as ARM repeat-containing protein. The coding region runs from base 179 to 2641 and encodes 820 amino acids. The transcript has 5 exons. NCBI's taxonomy places the organism in Eukaryota, Fungi, Basidiomycota, Exobasidiomycetes, Ceraceosorales, Ceraceosoraceae. The record is from RefSeq and is a predicted model, not a curated record. Gene Ontology annotation, molecular function: RNA binding. Gene Ontology annotation, biological process: ribosomal small subunit export from nucleus; endonucleolytic cleavage in 5'-ETS of tricistronic rRNA transcript (SSU-rRNA, 5.8S rRNA, LSU-rRNA); endonucleolytic cleavage to generate mature 5'-end of SSU-rRNA from (SSU-rRNA, 5.8S rRNA, LSU-rRNA). Gene Ontology annotation, cellular component: 90S preribosome; nucleolus; preribosome, small subunit precursor.